AUGAAGGUCGUCACAACGGGACGUUUGAAUGUCGCUUUCGCCAAUUUGAAAAUCACACGCUUUGAGUUUGAAUCAACAAAUUAUACAGAGUACGUUCCAAGGCUACGUUUUAGCGAGUUCUCAAACUCCCCAAAUGUUCUCAUAAAUGAAUAUGGCGUUCCGCAAAAGACAAUGCGGUUCUUAGAGAUUGGUGAAGGUUUAGAUCUCAUGCAAGAAGUUUUUGCGUAUACCAUUGACUACCCAAACUCGGGACCACAGGAGGCAUUACGGAUCCUUUCAUCCCAAAAUUUGAAUCAAAAUAUGGCACACAUGGUCAAUCAUUCACUAGGGAUGUUAAAUUCACCAAAAAAUGAUAUUAAAAACGACACAUCAAAUUUUAGCGGUGCACCGCCAACUCCUAAUGCUAAUGACUUGCAGACAUCGUCGACGACCCCGGUUAGGACACCUACUCCGAUACAUACACCUACACCAACUCCCAAGUCAACACCAUCACCGUUAGCGGUAAAUGGUGCUAUCGGGUCACCGCACCACAAACUUCACACAAAAUCUCCGGCUAUUGGAGGUGGUAAUUCAUAUUGA
Messenger RNA from Acaulospora colombiana, 579 nucleotides. The record is from the annotation of a GenBank genome assembly. Lineage: Eukaryota; Fungi; Glomeromycota; Glomeromycetes; Diversisporales; Acaulosporaceae.